This is a messenger RNA of Phanerochaete carnosa HHB-10118-sp, 486 nucleotides long. RefSeq lists its product as uncharacterized. Bases 1 to 486 code for a protein of 161 amino acids. The record is from RefSeq and is a predicted model, not a curated record. NCBI's taxonomy places the organism in Eukaryota, Fungi, Basidiomycota, Agaricomycetes, Polyporales, Phanerochaetaceae. The transcript has a single exon.
AUGCCUCGCUUCGUCUCUAUUCGCAAUAUCCUUCGCGGGCCGAAGAUUCCCAUCGUGGAGGUAGAGCCAACCUGGGAGUGCGAUCCGUUUGCCAUGGACGGCGACUCUUUCAUCCCCCCUCCCGAGAUCCCAGCGGUCUGGGAGGACGGUUUCACCAAGCCGCCCCCAAGCCCGCGCCAUGACUUUGGCCCAACUGCACCGAAACGCUCGGAGGUCCCCCUUGCGUCUCUGCACGCCCGCCAGGGCCUCAUCUCUCUCGCGGAGGCGCGGCGCACCUCCGGGAUCGUCUACCACUCUAUCAACUCAAUCUCACAGCCGUCCUCGGAACUGCCCAAGUCGCCCGAGUCUCCGAGUUGUGACCUCCUGAUGAUGCCCGUUCCCCCAGCCGUCGAUACUGGGCGCCGGGAUAUCAAGUAUCGUCGGGAAGACUUCAAGAUGAUGGAGGCGCGGAUGCGCAUUGCGGCGGUGCGUGCUGGCUACCUCUGA